UGACCUUAGUCCAUCCAGAUCAAUAGGGAAGUGAAGCUGGCAAGAAGAAGAGGAAGAAAUAAGGGGCGCAACCGGAUCGUUUACACUGGCCGUUCCAGAGGAAAUAUAGACUUGUCUCGCGCGCACCUUUUGUUGCCACAUGCGCUCACUUUAGGCGAAAGUGGAUAUCGAGGCAAUUCUAUUGCUUUGUGUGACUGCAGCAGACUUUACCUCUACUACCGACAGCCAUGUCCUUUCCUCAGCUGGGAUAUCAGUAUAUCCGGCCAAUAUACCCGCCGGAGCGCCAAGGACUUCCCAGCAACGCCAGGACCGGGACAGAGCUGAGUCCGUCUGGUGCGCUCUCAAACGUCCUCUCCAGCAUGUACGGAUCUCCGUUCGCAGCCGCGGCGCAAGGCUAUGGAGCCUUUCUCCCUUACUCCAGCGAUAUAUCUAUCUUCAACCAGCUGGGUGCUCAGUAUGAGCUAAAAGAUAGUCCCGGAGUGCAGCACCCAGGGUUUGCCCAUCAUCACCCUGCCUUCUACCCCUAUGGCCAAUAUCAGUUUGGGGAUCCGUCCAGACCCAAGAACGCUACGAGGGAGAGCACCAGCACCCUAAAGGCCUGGCUCAGUGAACACCGCAAAAACCCAUAUCCCACUAAAGGAGAGAAGAUCAUGCUGGCCAUCAUCACCAAGAUGACCCUCACACAAGUGUCCACCUGGUUCGCCAACGCCAGGAGGAGACUCAAGAAGGAGAACAAGAUGACGUGGGCUCCUCGGAACCGUACCGACGAAGACGGUAAUGUUUACUCCAGUGACCACGAAGGGGAGGAGGGGGACAAGAGGGAGGACGAAGAGGAGAUCGACCUGGAGAACAUUGACACAGAGAACAUCGAAAAUAAGGACGACUUGGAUGACCAGGACGACCUACACUCUGAACUCAAGCUGGACGGGAGAAGUGACUCUGAGAUUUCUGAUGGCUUUGAGGAUUUACAAGGGCCUGAGCAGAGGUUUCUAAAAGCUAUGGGAAAAGACAGUAAAGUAGUGGACCGAGAGCACUUCCACAGCCACCACCACCAUCAUCACCCGCACUGGACAUUAAAACGGCCCAGUCCUAACGGGGAGCCGUUAAAACUUGAACGCGGUGUCGCAGGCUCUCCUCCCUCAGAGAAUAACGCGGCCCCGGCUGCCCAGAAACCAAAGAUCUGGUCUUUGGCAGAGACAGCCACGGCUCCUGACAAUCCACGCAAAUCCCCACCACAAAUAAACGGAGCUAACUCCGCUGGGCCCGCGGCGCAGACCAUAAUCGCUCCUCACAGACUCAUUUCUUCUUGUCCCGUUGGGAAAAUUCAGAACUGGACAAACCGAGCGUUCUCCGCGCAUCAGCUGGCUUUACUGAACUCUAACCACUAUCUGGGACUGGCAAACCAGGCAACAGCCACAGGCCUGGCCCUGUACAGCAGCAGGCAAACGGAGGACAAGAGCCAUAGUCCAGAGACUCCAGUCACAGGUACCUGUCCCCGACACUGAGACGUGCAUGUAGAAUCAGCCCAAACAAAGACGCUACCCCACUGCUUGCCACUCAUUAUUUUAGAGCCCUUUUUGACUGACUUUGGAUUGUGUCUGUCUAGGCCACACAGAAGACCAGUAUUACAGUGUUACUUCUUACAAUGUGUGUGCGUGCGUGUGCGUGAGUUCGAAUGUCUGUCAAACCAAUUCAGCGCUUUUUACGCAUUGAAACAACAUUGGUUGAGGAUGAAACUGAGGCCCAUAUCUGCUUUUAUUUUAUGGUUCACAUAUUACAAUGCAAAUGUAACAUUCUCUCCAACCCUAAUCUGGUUUUAUUUAUUUAUAUUUUUUCUACAAAAUAAUUAAUUCAUUACCACUGUUUCUGAUAGAUCUAGUGCCUUUAUGGAGAGGAAUUGUAAAAACAAAAAACAAAAACUUUUUUACGCAGUAGAAAAAGUGCAAGACACUGUCAGUGAAUUAUGCUGGGAAUUUGUUUUCUUUUGGAGCCAUAUUAUUUUAUUAUUUCUUAUUGUAUUUUCAAACGCCAUUUUGCCCAGCUUUUAUUUGCUUGCGUUUUUUCUCAAGGCCUGUGUUAUUCGUUUGUGGUCAUGCAAAUUAGUUCGAUGCAUAUUCGCAAAGCAAGUGUCUCUUUUCUAUCUCUUUGUGUUGAAGCUCUUGAUGCGGCUAUUAUUAGUACAGUGUUUUCUUUAGAUCUCAUUUGAUUCCAGGCCUCGAAACAGCGCUGACUGUGGUCCUUUUUCCUCCACAACCCCAUGUGCCCAUAUGAUUCGUCCCUUUCAUUUGAAUAUGGAAUGUAAAAUAACUAUAAACAUCUCUGUAUACUUACAUUGUAAGCAUGUCCCGUGUAAAACUGCUAAUGUAAUAAUGUAUGAACUGUAGUCUGUGAGUUUCCCCUUUUCCUUUUCAUUUUUGUAAGUUCUGUGAGGAAUUGAUGUUCAAACGUUUUGUAUAUAAAGUUGAGAAUAUGUACAUACUUGUGAACCAAAUUGUACAAAGUCUAUAUUUUGGCUAAUAAAUGAACUGCUGCAACUUUAA
Messenger RNA from Boleophthalmus pectinirostris (great blue-spotted mudskipper), 2540 nucleotides. It is a transcript of the gene irx3a, whose product is annotated as iroquois homeobox 3a. The record is from RefSeq and is a predicted model, not a curated record. Gene Ontology annotation, biological process: regulation of transcription by RNA polymerase II; cell development; neuron differentiation. Gene Ontology annotation, molecular function: RNA polymerase II cis-regulatory region sequence-specific DNA binding; DNA-binding transcription factor activity, RNA polymerase II-specific. Gene Ontology annotation, cellular component: nucleus. NCBI's taxonomy places the organism in Eukaryota, Metazoa, Chordata, Actinopteri, Gobiiformes, Gobiidae.